UCUUCCCUUUGCAAUUGCACCAUCAACCAUCACCACAGACAAGUCAUCCUUUACCCACCAGCUACCCACAGCUGCCCAUUCCACAUCUGUACAAACCUCGUUAGGCUCACAGCACUUCUACAUCAGGUCACACCACAUUCCACAAAAGGUCCUUUGCCACAUUACCCCUACUCUACCCACAGUCUACCUUACUACCACUCCCUUCAAGCCCCCUAGUCACAAUGGCCGUAGCAUCAGACGCAGUCACAGCCAAUGCCGGAGGAGCGAACGAUGCCCUCGCAGGGGUUAGCGUAUCCGAGACUACCACCGUGGGAGUAGAGGGAGCAGCUGCCACUCAGGAAAAGAAGGAGAAGAAGCCACCCGCCGAUGCAAAGAAGCAAGUAUUUGCAGGCAACCUCGCUUUCAGCACGACAGAAGAUGACCUGCGAGCCCUCUUCUCUCAAGCUGGGCCAGUAGCCGACAUCCAGAUCAUCACCCGUGGAAGCCGAUCUCUCGGCUACUGCUUCAUCACCUACGAGUCCGAGGACUCGGCUCAAAAGGCCGUCUCUACCCUCAACAAGCAAGUCGUCGCCGGUCGAGAGAUCAACCUGGAAGGCGCCAAGCCCCAAGAGGAGCUGGCUGCGCUCAAGGAAGCAAAGGCAGCUCAGAGGCGGGAGAAGAAUGCAAAGAAGAAGGAAGCAAAGGAGGCCGCUGCUGCCGCUGCUGCGCCUGCCGAGGCUACCGAAACAGUCGAGGGCAGCGCUGUGAAGAAGGAAAAGAAGAAGAGGGCCAAGAAGCCCAAGACGGCUGCAGGCAGGAGACCGCGGGCUGAUGAUGGUGAAGAGGCAGACAAGGAGCCGGCAGCUGUAGAUGGAGCCGAGGCGGCCGUGGCAACUAAUGGAGCAGAGGGCACAAGCUCGACUGCUGCUCCCAAGAAGAGGAACAGGAAGACCAAAGCUCAAAAGGCUGCUGCCGCCGCCGCUGCCAAUGGCGAGGCCGCUCCAGUGGAAGGAGGUGAAGGAACCGCUGCUGCGACUGCUACCCCUGCUGCAGAGAAGAAACCUCGUGAGCGCAAGCCACGGGCCCCCAAGGGCCCACCCACAGGCGAGGCCUCCUCCACUCUCCUCUUUGCAGCCAACCUCUCCUUUGAGACUGAAGACGAACAACUCAAGGAGGCCUUCACCUCGGAAGGACUUCAAGUUGUUAGCGCUACCGUCGUCAAGAGGAAGUUUGGACUGAAGAAGAGUAAAGGAUUUGGAUUUGUGGAAUUUGCUGAUAAGGAGGAGCAGACAAAGGCGCUGGAGAAAGUCAAUGGAAAGGUCGUUGGCGGACGAGAGAUCAGUCUCAAGGUCGCCAUCCAGGGCAGUAAAGAGCAGGCAGAUGCGGAAUCCAAGCAGGAGGCAGACGCAGCCACCACCACUCAGGCUCCUUCCGCUGCUGCUUGAGAGGAGUCGGACUGCCGAGUUCGAGCUGCCUCUUUAGAGCAGUAGGUUGACAGGCUCGGGCUUGGGAUUGAAGGGAAGAGAAAGGGCGAAGCGGUAUG
Messenger RNA from Microstroma glucosiphilum, 1522 nucleotides. RefSeq lists its product as hypothetical. The coding region runs from base 222 to 1424 and encodes 400 amino acids. The transcript is spliced from 5 exons. Gene Ontology annotation, molecular function: mRNA binding. Gene Ontology annotation, cellular component: cytoplasm; nucleus; ribonucleoprotein complex. The record is from RefSeq and is a predicted model, not a curated record. NCBI's taxonomy places the organism in Eukaryota, Fungi, Basidiomycota, Exobasidiomycetes, Microstromatales, Microstromataceae.